CAGGUCUCGGGCCCUCAGGCGGAGCGGCGGGCGCCGGACCCCCAGGUGGAGCGACAGGUCUCGGGCCCUCAGGCGGAGCGGCGGGCGCCGGACCCCCAGGUGGAGCGACAGGCGAAGCGGCGGGCACCGAGUCACCAGGCACGACAGUGGGCACCGAGUCGUCUGGCAAGACUGCGGGCACCGAGUCAACUGGCGGAACAGCGGGCAUCGAGUCAACUGGCAGAACUGCGGGCACCGAGUCGUCUGGCAAGACUGCGGGCAUCGAGUCGUCUGGCAAGACUGCGGGCAUCGAGUCAACUGGCGGAACUGCGGGCACCGAGUCGUCUGGCAAGACUGCGGGCAUCGAGUCAACUGGCGGAACUGCGGGCACCGAGUCGUCUGGCAAGACUGCGGGCACCGAGUCGUCUGGCAAGACUGCGGGCACCG
Staurois parvus is the source of this 426-nucleotide messenger RNA. Lineage: Eukaryota; Metazoa; Chordata; Amphibia; Anura; Ranidae. The record is from the annotation of a GenBank genome assembly.